UGGGACAUCUAACCAAGCACUUGUCUCAAUUUGAUUUCGGUUGGCAGACAUUACGCAAGUAAAAAUAUACAUGGCCGACACCGUCGACACAUUAUGUACUCGAUGAAAUAUGAGACAUGACUCCGUUGUGCCGUUGCACGGGUGUAAAUUUUUUUUUGUAUUAAUCGACGCGCGAUCCUGGGAUAAAAAAUACCGCGAGAUACGAAGAUCCCUUUCUAAUCGCCCGCUCGUAAAACGUCUCGUAGAGUCGCCGCAAAGUUGAGUGGAUAAACCGCGCAGGAGACGAAAAUGGCGUAUCGCGGUGUGAAGGGGUCCGAUCCGUUUGUGUCGAAAACCUCACGAAAUGAACGUUUCGCGCAGAUGUCAAAGCAGGAGCAGAUCAUCCAGCAGAAGAAGAUGGAGAUCCAAGCGAAGAUGCAAGAGCAGAGAGCGAAAGAAGCCGUGGAGUGUAUGAAGAAGUCAAAUUCGUCGGCCUCGACCACAGCAACUAGUAAGACUACUGCUCCAAAGGAAGAUGAUGACAAGCCUACAAUGAAUGUAUUUGCCAAUGAUGGCAGUUUCCUCGAUCAGUUUAAAAAGAUAGCCAAUAAAGCGACCGGUAAACAGGAACAGGACAAGGAAGAUAAGAGGAAAGACGAGAGAAACUAUGAGCCUGUCAGAGAGAGAGACAGGGAGAGAAAGCGGAGUAAUGAAAAGAGCAGAGAUUGGGACAGUAGGCGUGACCGCAGGAGAAACGACACACGAUGGGGAAGAAGUUCAGAUAGGAAACACAGCUCGUCGUCGAGUCCGUCGCCUACCAGGCGAAGAUCGCCACCCAGUCCAGAGAUGCGGCACGGCUAUAGUCAGAAUGGACAGCAGCGCGCGCAGUUUAACCAGCAAUUCCCAAUUCAGAAUAACAACCACGUCUCUUCCAUCCCGUCCCUCAUGUCGCAACCGGUGCAGAUGCAAAUCACGAAUAUACCACCUCCGAACAUAAGGCCCUUGACGCCGAAUAUCCCGUCCGCGCACAUGCAGAGGAUACCGCCGGUGUCGAAGAAUUUUAGCAAUAAUUACACUAACAUGAACGAGCACUCUAAUAAUGUGAGAAUGCAAAUCGCGCCGCAUAUCAUACGUCCUCCACCGCCUCCUCCCAUUCAAAGCAUUCCACCGAAUACGAAUGUCCCGCCGCCGAACAUGCAAAUGUCUCAGGCCAUGCCAAUGCCCAGCUUGUCCUCGCCGUCGAGCGCGCAACAGCACAUCAUACAAAAUCCGCAACAGUGCAGCGUGCCACCGCCGCCGCCGGCGUGCAACGCCAAUUUACAGCCCCCGAAUAUUCCCCCGCCUAACAUACCGCCGCCAAACAUUUUGCCACCAAUGUCCCAAAUGCCACCGACCAUGAUGCCUAUCACGGGCUCGCAAGCCAUCGUGGUAACUGUACCAAACGUAGCCAAUGUCCCACCCCCAAACGUGAUAACAUCCAUGAUAAUGUCAGCACCUCCGCCAGUGCACACCGUCCCGUCGACGAUCAAUUCGGUUCCACCGCCAAACCUGAAUAUCCCACCGCCAAACAUCCCGCCGCCCAAUGUCAUCCCUAACGCGGCACCGUCGCGCGGCCUCAUGUCCAGCGGCUAUCCCCUUUCCAAUCAGGUACCUAUCUCGGUGGGUCCUCCCAACGUACAGAUACCUCCACCCGUGAGACCGCCGGCUAAUCUACAAAGUUCUGAACAACAAGUGUGUUUAGUAGAGGCUGAGCAGCUGGCACGAAUCGUCGCUGACUGUGGGGAUGAGAUAGAACAAGAAGUGCGAGAGAAGAAUGCCCAAGAUCCUAAAUUAUGGUUUCUGCACCAAAAGCAAAGUGCAGCGUAUCUGCAGUACAGGGGGUUGGUUUCAAAAUUACGUGCGGAGAAGCCGGAUAAGAGGAACAGUGGUGCAGAACUUUAUUGUCCUGAAGAAGCUCUUAGUGACAAUGACGAAGCGGAUAAAUCUCAGAAAUGUCAUUCAACCCUGUAUGAUCAGUUAAAGGACGAUAACAAGGAAGAACGGAAAAGAAGAAAACGUAGUCGCUGGGGUGAUCCAGACAAUAAAGUUCUCGUUACAGAAACAAAUGUAUCUUCCGGUAAUAGAUCGGGUGCUGUACUUCCGCAACCUGGCAUAGCUAUACCGGGACAAAUCGGACAACCUGCAGUCAUAUUACCAUCUCCAUCGAAGAGACAAGUUAAAUCAAAGAAUCCAAUGCUUACUAAGAUUUCACGGAACGAUCCUGCACUUAUUCAUUAUGCGAGACAAACGUUUGGCACACUCGAUUUAAGCGAAGAACAAUGGAAAAAGGCAGAGGAUCAUUAUAAGAUAAAUCUCUUGUACCAAAAUCUCUUAAAAAAGAGAGAAGAAGUGAAACGUUUGGAAGCGCAAGGGAAACAUAAAUACGAGUAUGACAGCGAUGAGGAGACAGACGGAGGAACUUGGGAACAUAAACUGAGAUCUGCUGAAAUGGAGGCGACACAGAUGUGGGCCGAGGAAUUAACUGCGCAAGCGGAAGGCAAACAUCAUAUUGGCGAUUUUCUGCCACCGGAUGAAUUAAAAAAAUUUAUGGAACAGUAUAAUGCCGUAAAGCAAGGAAAAGAACCCGAUUUGAGCGACUACAAGGAAUUUAAGUUAAAGGAAGAUAAUAUAGGAUUUCAGAUGUUACAAAAGCUUGGAUGGAGUGAAGGACAAGGGUUGGGUAGCGAGGGUAGCGGUCGUAUUGAACCAAUUAAUAAAGCGACGAAUAGACUGGAUAGUGCCGGUCUAGGUUCUGAAAGACCAGAUGGAGUAUCUAGAGAUGAUGAUGAAUUUGAUGCAUAUAGAAAACGGAUGAUGCUUGCUUAUAGAUUUAGGCCUAAUCCAUUAAAUAAUCCAAGAAGACCUUAUUACUAAGAGCUAAAAUAUAUUAUCACUAAACUAGUAUUCUUUUUAUUACCGAACAAUGUAGUAGAUUGCCUUUAUUUUGUAUAUUGAAAUUGUAUAUUUCAUUUUAAAAUAUAUCUCUUAUACAAUUUU
Wasmannia auropunctata (little fire ant) is the source of this 3015-nucleotide messenger RNA. Its product is annotated as SURP and G-patch domain-containing protein 1. Gene Ontology annotation, biological process: RNA processing. NCBI's taxonomy places the organism in Eukaryota, Metazoa, Arthropoda, Insecta, Hymenoptera, Formicidae. The coding region runs from base 289 to 2892 and encodes 867 amino acids. The transcript is spliced from 9 exons. Gene Ontology annotation, cellular component: nucleoplasm. Gene Ontology annotation, molecular function: RNA binding. The record is from RefSeq and is a predicted model, not a curated record.